Coniophora puteana RWD-64-598 SS2 is the source of this 884-nucleotide messenger RNA. RefSeq lists its product as uncharacterized. NCBI's taxonomy places the organism in Eukaryota, Fungi, Basidiomycota, Agaricomycetes, Boletales, Coniophoraceae. The record is from RefSeq and is a predicted model, not a curated record. The annotation marks the transcript as partial. The transcript is spliced from 2 exons.
ACUCACUUCGCGUACAAUGAGCAACUCCCGUGAUCGCAACAACGAUAUCGAUAUUUGGUGGAAGCAGCUAUCUGAAAAUAUAGCUAUCAAAGCUUUUAACAGCUACCCUGCCGCCUUGCGUCUUGACGACGACCACAAGGGCUGUCUCCAGGCUAUAAUGACUCUCAUGGGGGAACGCCGCCGAAGCAUCAUCUGGCUUCACAGCACUAAAGAGCUGACCCCCCCUGAUAAAGCAGUGACGAUUUCCUUGGCCAAUGUGCUGAAGAAGGAGGACCGUCUGGGUGGAAAGUUCGUAUGCCAUUCACCUAACACUUCCGGGCGCAAUUACCUGGAUGGUAUCUUUCCGGCUGUUGCCUAUCAGCUCGGAGUUCCGCGCAAUCAUUUCUCUGCGAGAUGUUCGGUCGUUCAGGCCCUCAGACAAGACCCUGCUCUCCUGCAUGAACAGUCCUCUUUUGUGGAUCAAAUUCGCCCUCUUUUCCACGAACCUCUCAAGUGUCUCCGGAACCCGUGGAAGGAAGGCUGUGCUGCUAAUGCCGACCGUUCCGUCCCGAAGACGCGAGCUUUCAUCUUUGACAGAAUCGACAACUGCUGUCCUCCCGCAGCAUACGAGAACGUGGCCUACUUCCUCGAACUUUUGCUGCAGAUCGUUCAAGAGGAUUCCAGCAUUCCAGAAGCUCACUUGUUCUUUGCUAGUGGACCUAACUUCUCGUUGGAGCAGGUCUUUGGGCUGUUUAAUGAUCCGUCAGCAGCGGGCCCAUUGCAAGUCCUCAAACUUCCUACGCAGUCGCAUAUAACUAUCAUAUCUCUACCACUCGAAAAACACGAUUCCUUGUCAUCGUCUUUCUCAGGCGUUCCUACCGAUGAUGGUGGGGACGACAAGGAAG